AUGAAAGGAAUAGUAUUAAAGAAGAGGAGGAGGAGGAGGAGNGAGGAGGAGGAGGAGGAGGGAGAAUGUGGAUUUUGUUUAUUCAUGAAAGGGGGCGGCUGUAAAGACACUUUUAUAGAAUGGGAGAAGUGUAUUGAGGAGGGUGAGAAGAAUAAAGAGGACAUUGUGGAGAAGUGUUUUCAGGCGACUGCUGCUUUGAAGAAGUGUAUGGAAGCUCAUGACGAUUACUAUGCCCCGAUUUUGCAGGCGGAGAAGGCGGCUGAGGAGGAGGCUGCAAAGGAAUUGGAGAAAGAGGGAUUGAGUAGCAAGGAAGGCGGUGGGGAAGAAUCCGGGUUGCAAAAAAAGGAGGAAACUUUUGAGAGGGCUGAGAAAAAGGAAGGAUCUUGA
Molecule: messenger RNA, 387 nt
Organism: Fraxinus pennsylvanica
Lineage: Eukaryota; Viridiplantae; Streptophyta; Magnoliopsida; Lamiales; Oleaceae
Source: the annotation of a GenBank genome assembly